GGGAAACUUUGUUUUCAGAUCCUUCAGACUGGGAUUGUACUAGUUUGAGACCCAAUAAUGCGGCUGGUCAAAGAGCUGAGCAUUUGAAAGUGGAUAAAUGUCCAUUGGUAUCACAAUCAGUGACCACAAACCAUUCAGCACCCACAGAACUGAGGCAGACGGCCCUAGUAGAUAAAGAGCAGAUGAAUAUUGGAGCCGUGUCUCUGUCAGAAAAUGCAGCGCUCCGUGGCCUGCGCGAAUCACAGCUGCCAGAGAACAGAAGCAGCAAAGAAGCAGACCUAGACUUAGAAAUGACAUUUAAGGAAGAGCAAGAAGGACUUCAUGGAAUUGAAAACAGCCAGUCACACGCAUGUACUGUGAAAGAAAAGAAAUCUGAAGGUCAAAUCAGGCAGAUUAAUCUUUCACCUGUGCAUCUGCAAAAAAUGCCUGGAGGACCAGGAAUGAAUAAGGAACAGGACAGAAAGAACGUGCAUGUAUCUUCAAAACAUACCUGUGUGGAGAAGCAUGAGGACAUGUGGGUCAAAAAACGCAAAUUAGACUGGAAAAUUAAUACAAAAUUUAUCACGAAGAAGUUAAAUCAGAAAGUGAGUAAAAUCCGUGAAAAAUGCAAAAUUACUGUUCUUCAUAAGGCAGAGUCACUACAUGACAACUCUGAACUACAUGGUGACUUAAAGAAACUACCUUCCAAUGUGACAAAUAAUACAUGUGAUUCUGAGGGAAAAGAUGCCCCUGGAGCCUCUGUCUCUGUAGGAUCCCAGGUGCUCCCUCCACACGAAGAGCCCAGUCUUGAAAGUGUCUUUCCAUCUUAUUCCAAGUCUGAUUCAGCAAAGCGUGGUUGCCAGUCAUCUUCAAAACUUUAUUUAAAUGAAAAUAAGUUAACUGAAAAUGAUAAACCGGACACUGAACAUGUUUGUAAUAAAAAUGAGGAAGGUUUCUUUACUGAUAGAGAAAAUGAAGUAAGGAACCGAGCUCAACUUCUGGUGAAAGAAGACCAGGAAUUUGAUACGAAAAGAAAACAAAAAAGGAGCCAAAAUACUCGCUGGAAAUCAGACAUCAGACACACGCCUCUGGUAAGUGGUCCAAAAAGCCUUUUUGUCUUGUGGCUUGCCCGCUCCAGUGAGAUGAAACACAUUAUUCAGAUAAAAAGUCACGCUAUGUCUGCUGUUUCAAAUACUUACAAGAAAACCAAACCAAUACAAGACCAGCUCCAGAAGCCAUUGCCUGCAGAUAACUGCGAUGCUAAUAACUCUAAAAUCAUGGACCCCGAGUUAGGAAAUGUGAGUUCUUCUCCAUCAAAUGGUAACAGAAAAGUGUAUCUAAAAGAGUUACACCAAGAUAUGCAAAGGUUUAAGAAUGAGGUAGGCAUGUUACAAGGAGAAUUCCUGGCUUUGGAAAAAGAAAAUCAGCUUCAAAAAGAGCUUCCUUAUGCAGAUUAUGUUACCUUAUUGAAAAUUCAGAAUGCAGUUCAUUCAUUCAGAAGCUUAAUAGAAUGUAAAGAAUCUGACUGUGAACUGCUUAGAGGAAAAGUUAAAAAAAUGGAAAAUAAGGUUAACAAGCUACAAAAAGAGCUUUUGGAAGCAAGAGAAAUGAAUUCACAGUUAGAACGUCAAAAUGUGGCGUGGGAACGAGAGCUCUGCAGUAUGAGGGAGAAACAAUACAAUGAACAAGUUUUGCAGAAACAGCAACUUGAAAGCACUCUCCAACCACUAGAAUUUGAACUGAAGAGCAGAAGGAAUAAACUGAGUCAGGUAAAUUAGUCUUAGGUGAAAAUUUCAUAUCUCUAACACUGUUUCAACAAUAUUAUUUAUAAUAUUCCUUUGAAUUAAUCUAUAUUUUUAUUUAAAACAAAUUUAAAAAGUUAUCUCAUCCUAAAUAU
This is a messenger RNA of Vicugna pacos (alpaca), 1876 nucleotides long. The record is from RefSeq and is a predicted model, not a curated record. Lineage: Eukaryota; Metazoa; Chordata; Mammalia; Artiodactyla; Camelidae.